Messenger RNA from Megalops cyprinoides (Indo-Pacific tarpon), 3147 nucleotides. RefSeq names its product ubiquitin carboxyl-terminal hydrolase 30-like. Gene Ontology annotation, molecular function: cysteine-type endopeptidase activity; cysteine-type deubiquitinase activity. The coding region runs from base 34 to 1584 and encodes 516 amino acids. The record is from RefSeq and is a predicted model, not a curated record. Gene Ontology annotation, cellular component: cytosol; nucleus. The transcript has 14 exons. Gene Ontology annotation, biological process: protein deubiquitination. NCBI's taxonomy places the organism in Eukaryota, Metazoa, Chordata, Actinopteri, Elopiformes, Megalopidae.
CCACAGUGCACCUCGGUUUUUACGCCGGUGAGGAUGCCGUGGUGCAGACCCGAAGCUACAGACAAGCUUGUUCGGGACUUCAUAAGAACUGGAUCCACCGUCAGCAAUAAGGAACAAACCUUCUGCACCCAGAACUGCUCCAGGAACAAGAUGAUGAAAAAUUGGGCUGUCGUUGGCGGUAUAGCUGCUGCCGUGGCAGCUGGAGUUUAUGUCUUAUGGGGCCCGAUUACUGAGAGGAAGAAGCGAAAGAAAGGUAUGGUGCCCGGUCUGUUGAAUUUGGGCAACACCUGCUUCAUGAACUCCUUACUCCAGGGCUUGGCAGCAUGCCCCUCCUUCAUUGGAUGGCUUGAGGAGUUCACGGGCCAGAGGGACAUGGCUCAUAACGAGUUCGACAAGGAGCCCAAGCUGUCCAAGACACUCCUGCAGCUUCUGAAGGCUCUGUCCAGCCAUGACCCUGGGGAGGAUGAUGUCCUCGAUGCAGGGUGUCUUCUGGAUGCCCUCAGGCUCCACAGGUGGCAGAUCAGCUCCUUUGAGGAGCAGGAUGCCCAUGAGCUCUUCCAUGUCCUCACAUCCUCUUUAGAGGAGGAGCGGGAUCGCCUGCCCAGAGUCACCCAUCUGUUUGACAUGCAGUCCCUGGAGAGUCCCCCAGAGUCCAGUGAGAAGAACAUGAGCUGCAGAAGUCGAGGCCCUCUGCACCCUAUAUCGAGUCCAUGGAAGACCCAGCACCCUUUCCAUGGGCGAUUGACAAGUAAUAUGGUAUGCAAGCGCUGUGAGCAACAGAGUCCAGUGCGUUAUGAUUCAUUUGACAGCCUAUCACUCUCCAUCCCCUCGGCACCAUGGGGCCGACCUGUUACUCUAGACCAUUGUCUCCAGCAUUUCAUCUCCUCUGAAACCAUCAAGGAAGUGGAGUGUGAGAACUGUACAAAGAUCCAGGCAGGAAACACGUUGAAUGGGCAGGUUGUAGAAAGCCAGAGGACAACUUUCAUCAAACAGCUUAAACUGGGAAAGCUCCCUCAGUGCCUCUGUAUCCACCUACAGAGGCUCACCUGGUCCAAUGAGGGGACCCCCAUCAAGAGACAGGAACACGUCCAGUUCACGGAAUACCUGUCCAUGGACUACUACAAGCACUGUGUCUCGAGUCAAGGGUCCCAGGAGCUCGUUUGGCCACCCAAGGCCGUUCGAGUGGACAGCAAGGCUGACAGUCGGGAUAAAAAGCCUUCCAACGGCACAGAUACAGAACACUGUAACAACAACAAGCCGCUGUCAAAUGGAGCCUGCCCUACUGUCUUUUUCCACUCUCCUGCACUAAGCCCUCAGUUUUCCUUAAACCAUGACUUCAGUUCCUCAACAUAUCUCUUCCGGCUGACUGCCAUUCUGGUGCACCAUGGGGACAUGCACUCCGGACACUUUGUCACAUACCGCCGCUGCCCUCCCUCACCACGAGGUCCUUCCCCUUUCAGCACCCAGUGGCUGUGGGUGUCCGACGACUCUGUGCGUAGGGCCAGCCUGCAGGAGGCACUGUCGUCUAACGCCUACCUGCUCUUUUAUGAGAGGGUGCGGCGUCCCAGCUUCAAGCCGGAGUAGGGCGGGGGGCAGAGCGGGACCAGGGUAGCCUUCCGCCAGCAUGUGUGCCACACAAACUUUCCUCAGACUCUUCCUGCACUGUGUAGUCCUCCAGUCAUACCGUGCCCUACUUGGUGUUUAUCGUUGACCACCACAAUGGGGAGGAGAGCAGAGGCAUUUUUCCUUCCGCAUCAUGAUGUCAGGGCACUGACUGAUUUGGGUUCCUCUUGUUGUCUGUCCCCAUUUCUUCCUCCCCUAACCCCUGAGGUGAGAGGACUUGUGAGUUAGUCUGCCUGUGCUAUAAGAGGUCAAAGUAAGGUCUCCAGCAUAGCAUAAGGUACCAGGGCAGGAUGGGAGCAGAGUGGUGGGGCCCAUGGAAGGCACACAGCAUUCAGUAACCAGAAUGGGUCGAAUGACUGCCAGUCACCAGUAAGAAGUGAGUAAGUAAGUACUUCAGCAGAGGCAACAGAAGUUGGGUACGUACAUAGCUUGGGUGUGCUUGUUCAUUCUUCUGACUCAGAGACUACAGAUAAUUGGAAAUGUGUAAGCAGAUACAAUGAGAAAUGGUUUGGAACAAAGUACCUCUUUUCUUGUUUUUCUCCUUUUUUAUCCAUAAUCCAGAUCACUGUUUUAUGGAACCUUAUUUAUAUUCUAGUGGUAGGGGCCUGUUCCUGUUUCGUGUGCUUUUCCUAUCCAGUGAAAAAAGGAUAAUAAAUUACAACCUGUUUAUAAGAAAUUUAACUUAUUUGGAUUAAAACUGGACAACUGACCUCAACAUUAAUGGAUACAUAAAUGGAUCUCUAAAUUAUUUGAACAUUCUUUACAGUAUAUUUAAUCAUAUUUUCUAAUAGCAAGGAUAGUGCAGUACACCGCACUGGAGUCAGCCACUUGAAUGCACAUGGGUUAGGUGUCACCAUGGAUUUUACACAGUUGAGCCAGAACUGUUAGAACAUAGAGACUAAUGUAUUUCAGACACUAUAGUCAUACAAUGGACUCAUUUCUCCUCCCAAAGAAAAGAAAGUGUUGUCGUGAUUGUUUCUAAAAAUGAGGCCAGAGCCUUUCACUCUGAAAGAAUUCCUUUCUGCCUUUAGUGGUAUGUCAAAGAGGUAAUGCAUACGCUUCUUCUCCAUCUUUGCCUGGUGAACAAGUAUUGUAAUUCCUCCAUGAUUGUUCUUUAUACUGUAUAGGAAGUGGUCAACCUUUUCUUUAUGUAUUCUUCAGCUACCUGUGUUUUGUGAUAAUGAUCAUAAUUGUAUUUGUUUGGUAAAAAAUGUUAUGUUAAAAGAUUUUAUUUAUUUGUACAAACAGAAUGUGAAUGGACUCAAACUACCAUGUAUGAGAAGUCUGAAGCCAAUCCUUGAUUGAGUUUUUUCAUCAGUUUCAGCCCGAGUGGUGACUGUAGUUGAAUUUGCCAAAAUGUGUGAAGUAAGUUGCUGUAGGACAGAACGAAAAUCAACUCCCUGCUAAUUAGUGUUUUGCUCAGUAUGUAUCCUAGUACUGAAUGUAGAGGAAAAAUACUGCCCACUAUUUUCACUUUACCAGUAUUACUCAAAAACAAGAAACUGUCCUGCAUAUAAUUGUACU